Molecule: messenger RNA, 602 nt
Organism: Lactuca saligna
Lineage: Eukaryota; Viridiplantae; Streptophyta; Magnoliopsida; Asterales; Asteraceae
Source: the annotation of a GenBank genome assembly
AUGGUUGAACAUGAAAAUAUCAUGACAUCUUUAAAAAUAGGUGAGCUUGCUUCAUAUGUAUCACAUGGAAUUGAUACUUAUAACAUUAGAAACGAUGUUGGUGUUUGUGGCGGUAUAUGCCCCUUCAAUUUCCCAACAAUGAUUCCCUUGUGGAUGUUUCCAGUUGUUGUUACUUGUGGCAACACUUUCGUUCUAAAGCCAUCAGAAAAAGAUCCACGGGCUUCUAUAGUGCUUUUAGAACUUUCAAUGGAAUCUAGUUUACCAAAUGGUGUUUUGAAUAUUGUUCAUGGUACCAAUGGUGCGGAGGUUCUGUUGUGAACAAAUUUUGUAUGUCACUUGGUUUGCCAGUGGCUUCCACUAUGAAUUGCACCGACGACACUGGUGCCAAGAACCUAUACAUCUGAGAGAUGUGCACUCCCAAGGGAGCAGGUCGACAUUUUGUUGGUGAAAAUUUUCAAAAUAUUAUGCAGAUUGAAGGUUAGAGAAGCCUUUUUAGGGGCAAUGUCGUUCGUGUUGCUCCCAACAAAGCCAUUGAGGUUCAAAUUUUCUUUUUCUGUUUGAUCUUCAUAUGGUUUAGAAAUCAUAAUAAAAAGAAAUAAAAU